Molecule: messenger RNA, 616 nt
Organism: Neolamprologus brichardi
Lineage: Eukaryota; Metazoa; Chordata; Actinopteri; Cichliformes; Cichlidae
Source: RefSeq, a predicted model, not a curated record
GCAGGUAAUCCAAACAUCGGAGUCCUGAAACACAAGGAGAAGCUCUAUGUUUUUACCUCCAAAGAAGCUGCCAUGAAGUUUGCCCUUAGUCCAGACAGCUUUGUUGCAGAGGUUGCAGAAAAAGCCAAAUACUCCCCUGAACUCAUUCAGCUCCUCAAACUCCACCAACAGUUUUCCUGUAUUAGUCCAUGCUCUGAUGUGAGCAGACUCUCACGGAUCCAGCCAAGAAAGGGUUUACCGGUGAAGCCAGGUAUAAAAUGUGAGUGUGGCACUCAGACUGAAAUUCACCCUGUGGAGAAAAACAUUGUCAAGUCAUAUGAGUGGAAUGAGUGGGAGCUUAGACGAAAAGCUCUCAAAUUGGCCAAUCUUCAGACCAGAGUUACCAUUUCAGUACAGACUGACCUGAGUCACAUGAGGCGGGAAAAUGUCACUCAGACCUGGCUUCCUAAGAAUGCUGCCUGUCAAAGCAAGAGAGAUGGUGCAAGCCAAGUGCCUAAACCUCAAACCUUUGUAGCAGGUCUGAGAGGACAAAGGGGUGCACAUGUUGUCAAAGCAAACCUGACCAGAUCUGUGGAUGAUUAAAGAGAAAUAGUUAAAAUAAAAGUUGAUGUAAGAA